Molecule: messenger RNA, 1978 nt
Organism: Talaromyces stipitatus ATCC 10500
Lineage: Eukaryota; Fungi; Ascomycota; Eurotiomycetes; Eurotiales; Trichocomaceae
Product: calnexin
Exons: 5
Coding region: 1-1692 (563 amino acids)
Biological process (GO): protein folding
Cellular component (GO): endoplasmic reticulum membrane; endoplasmic reticulum
Molecular function (GO): calcium ion binding
Source: RefSeq, a predicted model, not a curated record
AUGCGUUUCAACGCUGCUUUGACUUCGGCCUUGGUGUCGUCGGCCGGCCUGAUGGGUCAUGUCCUCGCCGACGAAGUCGAAGUGCCAGCUCCCGAUGCCACUUCCUCCAGCAUUGAGCGUCCUACCUUUACCCCCACAUCCCUCAAAGCUCCCUUCUUGGAGCAAUUCACUGAUGACUGGGAAAAGCGAUGGACCCCUUCCCACGCGAAGAAGGAGGAUUCCACUUCUGAUGAAGACUGGGCCUACGUCGGAGAAUGGUCUGUCGAGGAGCCUACUGUCUUCAAGGGUAUCGAAGGCGACAAGGGUUUGGUGCUAAAGAAUCCCGCUGCACAUCACGCCAUCUCGGCCAAGUUCCCCAAGAAGAUUGAUAACAAGGGCAAGACUCUUGUUGUUCAGUACGAAGUCAAGCCACAAAACUCCCUUGUUUGCGGUGGCGCCUACUUGAAGCUGCUCCAGGAGAACAAGAAGCUUCACCUCGACGAAUUCUCCAAUGCUUCUCCUUACGUGAUCAUGUUUGGUCCUGACAAGUGCGGUAGCACCAACAAGGUCCACUUCAUCUUCAAGCACAAGAACCCCAAGACCGGUGAAUACGAGGAGAAGCACAUGACCAACCCACCAGUCCCCCGCACCGACAAGACUACCUCCGUCUACACGCUUAUCGUGAAACCCGACCAGAGCUUCGAGAUUCUGAUCAACGGCGACAAUGUUAAGAAUGGUACUCUUUUGGAUGACUUCUCCCCUGCCGUCAACCCUCCCAAGGAGAUUGACGACCCCAAGGACAAGAAGCCCAGCGACUGGGUCGACGAGGUGAAGAUUCCUGACCCUGAGGCUACGAAGCCUGAAGACUGGGAUGAGGACGCUCCAUAUGAGAUUGUUGACGAGGAAGCCACUAAGCCUGAUGACUGGUUGGAGAAUGAGCCACUUUCCAUUCCUGAUCCUGAGGCCGAGAAGCCCGAAGAUUGGGAUGACGAGGAAGAUGGUGACUGGAUCCCUCCUACCGUUCCCAACCCUGCUUGUGCCGAUGUCUCUGGAUGUGGUCCUUGGACUACCCCCAUGAAGAAGAACCCUGCCUACAAGGGCAAGUGGUCUGCACCUCUCAUCGACAACCCUGCUUACAAGGGACCUUGGGCUCCUCGCAAGAUCGCCAAUCCCGACUACUUCGAGGACAAGACUCCUUCCAACUUUGAACCCAUGGGAGCUAUUGGUUUCGAACUCUGGACCAUGCAAAAUGACAUCCUCUUCGACAACAUCUACAUUGGCCACUCUGUUGAAGACGCUGCUGCUUUCCGUGAGGAGACCUACGCUGUCAAGAAGCCUGUUGAGGUUGCUGAGGAGGAGGCCUCCAAGCCCAAGCCUGAGAAGAAGAUUGACACGGGCCUCACUUUCAAGGAGGACCCUGUGGCCUUCGUUCGCCAGAAGGUCGAUCUUUUCGUCAGCCUUGUUAAGCAAGACCCUCUUGAUGCAGUGAAGACCGUUCCCGAAGUCGCCGGCGGCUUGGGAGCUAUCUUGCUUGCUACCAUCUUGUUCAUUUUCGGCGCCAUCAGCUCCAGCAGCCCUGCACCCACCAAGGUUGCUGAGAAGGGCAAGGACGCUGCUACCGCUACCAAGGAGAAGGCUGCUGAAGCUGUCAGCUCCGCGGCAGACACUGCUAAGGGCGCCACCAAGCGUACCACCCGAUCCUCUGCUGAGUAGAUUAUUUGAGAAAGAGAAUCAGAAGAGAGACUGGUUCAUUAAUGUUAGGUGAUCAUAUACCAAGCAGUCUUGUGACUGCCCCCACACUAUAUCCUUUGCCUGGAACAGUAACCAUUACGCACGACGAGUUAUCGGCAGUGCAGAUGAUGAGGAGGGAUACAGGGCAACAGAAACUCAACGGGGGAUUCCAUACUCAUUUCAUGGACUCAAAAGUCCUAUUUUACGAGGCGUUUAGUAUUUAGUCAGUUCUGUUUUCAACACGUGUAUACUGUUCUUGAUGCCAAUA